UUUGUUGCUUCGAGCAUUGGUGACGGGUGGUGUGACCACGCUUGCAACAAAGCUGCACACAAAUUCGACGGAGGCGACUGUUGUAAACACUCGUGCAAGUCAACCAUAUAUUCAUGUGAUUCUGGUGGCUACGACUGUAAGGCAAACAAGGUUCCAGUCUGGUUCUUGGCCCACACCAAACUCUGUUACCAGUGGUACCCGGACGGCGAUGGAGGCCAGUGUGGUGCGGGCGAACCCAGACAUCUUUGCGCGAACGUCAACGCGGCCACCCGAUAUUACCGAGACGACACGGACAACAGAGGAGGCGGUUGUCGCAUGAGCUGGUCCAUCCAAUCACCUUACAGCCCACAGUGGUUCAAGAACGUGCAAAUAUGCUACCGAUGGUACCCGGAUGGUAACGGCGGUCAGUGUGGCGGUGGGGCGGCACGCUUGCUGUGUGCCCCGGUGGGUAAAUACACGCCGGUCUACCGGGACGAUACCGAUAACCGCGGCGGUGGGUGUAGAAUGUCUUGGCAGCUCAAACUACCACCUGUGCAUAAUUGGUGGGCGAGGAAUAUCCAGUUGUGUUACGAAUGGUAUCCAGAUGGUGAUGGUGGACAGUGUGGCGGUGGUGCUGCUCGCAAGCUUUGUGCCAAAGCGAACAACUGGACUCCUUACUACAGAGAUGAUACCGACAACAGAGGCGGCGGAUGUCGCAUGAGAUGGGGCCUUUAUUACAAGUGA
Molecule: messenger RNA, 723 nt
Organism: Paramuricea clavata
Lineage: Eukaryota; Metazoa; Cnidaria; Anthozoa; Malacalcyonacea; Plexauridae
Source: the annotation of a GenBank genome assembly